GCAGGCGCCCGCGGGACUGGUCAGUUAAUGGCCGAGGUGUGUCUGGCAGCGGCCGCUGAUUGGUCAGCGGCCGGCCACCUGCGUGGGAAACCUGUGCGCCGUGGGUGGUCCCUGGUGCACUGGUGGAUCGGGAGCUUCCCUGGGACUUUGGCGGGCGCGUCACUUGGUCGGACCUGACUUCCGGUGCGAGGGCCGUUGUAGAAGGUUGAAAGGUGUUAACGGUCUUCGCCGCUGCCACUCGGGAAGGCCGGCACGGCUGACUGGUUUCCGCACGCUCCGGAGGCUGGUGUGGCAGGCUCUGGCGCCAGAAAAGGUCUGUCCAGCGGCACUUUUUCCUCUUCGUGAACUUUCUUGCCUCGGGUGUGCGCGAGGAGCAGUUGAGGAGCGAUUUGGCUUAAGGGCUGAAGAGUUCUGGGGCGUGAGGGGUGAGGGGAGAGGAUUUGCUUUUCGGGAAGGGCGAGUCUACCCUCACAUUUCAGCGGCGCUGUGGUGAGGUGGUUAGGGGUGGUUCGAAGUGAUUCCCACUGGCCCUUCAGGGAGGCCAGCGCUUGUGAGCUGUUGAGAUUUGGCUGCUUAGUGAGUCCUUGGUGCUGAUUUUCUGGGACGAGUUGAUCCUUUUUCAUCCUUUCUCUUCCCUGGUGGAGGCGCGGGGCCGGGGGCGGGGCGAGGAACGACCAAGUCUCUCAAACUUUAUAUAGAAUUUGAGUUUAAUGAAUUGACAAACUAGCGAGUUGAUUCGUGUAACAUCGUUUGAGAUUGAGAGGUUGAUUUCGAGGCUUUGAUGGUAACCGCGUUUGUUCAAAGAUAGUGCAGCCUCGCUGUUUUACUGUAAAUACGUAAGCCAGGAGAAAGAGCAUAAAGAUGUAAGUUGAGCACGGUCAUUUGAUAACUUCGUCUGUUGGGAUCGCUUCCCUCCCUCCUCUGCCUGGUUCUCCCCGAAUUCGGACUGCUCUCGGGUUUUAAACUGGUUUAAUGUUUACAAAUCGUGAUUUUAGAAGCAACUUUUCUGCAUGGUGUUUUAUGAAGCAAGACAUGGGCUCGAAUGGGCGGUGGGCUACAGUUGGGCGGCAUUAUCCCCCGUCUGGUCGACUUUGUAGUCUCUAAAGUUUGUCAUGGACCGCAGAAGGGCUCCUUUUGAGAGUCCUGACAGAAUUUUUAGAAACUGUUUAGUAUAUUGACACACAGUUGUUUAACAAAAAAUUUGGAGCAGUCUGGCUGUUGUAAUCUGCCCUGUUUUUCUGUGUGUUCCUUGCAGUGGUUUUCGGGUGAAACACCGUUUUCAUCCCUCACCCUCGUGAUGAGUUUAUGGCAAGUGAAUGCCUUGUACCUUCGGCGCAAAAAUCUUUAAAUGGCUUUUGAAAACUGUCCUUGCAAUAUCUUUAAUGUCUAAAAAAUGUCUUUUAAAAAACCAGAUGGUUGGGGUUGGCCUCAUGGCCUAGUGGUUAAGUUCCACCCUCCACUGAGGCAGGCCGGGGUUCGGUUCCAGGCGCCGAGCUAUACCGCUGUCUGUCAGCAGCCAUGCUGUGGCGCGUCCUACAUACAAAAUAGAGCAAGAUUGGCACGGAUAUUAGCUCAGUGACAAUCUUCCUCACAAAAAAAAUCACCAAAUGACUUCUUGUUCUUGUGUUAUCAAGAGUUUAGAUUUUCUAUUGUAAGGUAUAGAUGAGCUUCAUUUUAAGCUCACUUUGCAGGAUUUUGAAUUUAACGAAUUAUAUUAAUUUUGCAUAAUCUGAUCAUGGCUGGGCUCUAAGAAAAUGUUCCAGAAACUUUAAUUAUCUACUUUGUGGGAAGAAGUGAAAGGGAACUAAAAUUUAUGCUGUGCCUGCUAUAAACCAGACAUGAUGCUAAGUGCUUAACUGUGUCAUUUGGUCUUACACAACCCUGUGAAGUACCAGGUCGCAACUUUACAGGUUGAGAAAUUGAGACACAGAGAGGUUAAAUGCCUGCCUAAAGCAAAUAGCAAAUUUUGCAAUUCGGAUUUGGAUUCAAGUAUUUCUUAACUCCCAGUCCUUUGCACUAUGUCCUGGUACUUAAAAUUUGUUUACAAUGGGGGCCAGUUUGCAUGUUCUGCUUCAGCGGCCCAGGGUUCGCAGGUUCGGAUCCCGGGUGUGGACAUGGCACUGCACAUGAACUGCUUAGAACAUUGCCUGGCACAGAGUAAGCAGUGAAAUCUGUUAGAUAUUAUUGUCUGUGCCUUGUGGUAUAUUCCAGAUUUUCUAUAGUGAAAUCAUAUUUAAUGAACAAUUAUACAUAUACAUCUAUCUCUCUCUCGCUAUAUAUAACAAAAAUGUUACAAAUACAGUGAGAGUAUAAGAAAUACUGUUACAGUUGGGAAACUUGGACUCACUCUUCUCAUUCUGUGAGAGUUCAAGUAGAGGUGCAAGACUGCUCUGCAGUUUUCUUUGCAAGAGCAAAACUUUAGAAGUGACAUGAAUGUUCAUGGAUUGGGAACUAGUUAAAUUUUGCAAGAUAGGAAACUAAGAAGCUGUUAAAAUGACUGCAGUAUAUCUAAAGGUAUUGGUUUGGAAAGACUUCUCCCGCAGUUGAUUACUUUGGCCUCUUUUUGAGCUUUAGAUCACUUGAUUCAUAUACACUCUUUUGUGUCUGGCUUUUACUCAAUGUUACGGUUGUGAGAUUUGUCUUCGUUGUGUGUAGCAAUAGUUGGUUUAUUCUGAUUGCUGUGUCGUCUUCCUUUGUAUGAAAUCACCACAAUUUAAUUGUUCAUAGCUUGUUUUAGUCUUAUAAUCAGAAAAACUAAACGUCUAAAAAGUAAAAUUUGGUUGAAGCUACAGCUCAAAUUGGAGGUAUUUUGUAACUUGAUUCUUUCCCACAGUAUUAGCCUGCAUUUAUCUAACUAGGGAGUUAAUUCUUCCUUCAUCCUGCCUCUCAUUACUGCCCUGGCUCAGGAUGGCUAAAGGGAAUCAGCUCCCACGUUAAUGCACCCCUCCCAGGACCAUGAUGCCAGCCUUCCAGUCUCUACUGCAAGAUAUAAUGUGAUAACAUUGCACUCAGUGUCUUUUUCUGGUUGCAGAGUUAAAUGACUCAGAACCAUAACUGAGCCUACAUAAUUCUAGAAGAUUUUUUGGCUUCUAUUUCACAUACAUUUAUUUAGGUUGAAUAUAAAAUGGAGCUACAGAAGCAAUCCUAAUGUUAGAGCUGAAGUGCCCUUAGAGACAGUCUCAACCAGUUUUCACCUGGCAGGUGAGGAGGCGGCGUCUUUAGUGGUCUGCCCAGUCCACACCGUGGUGGGGGCCCAAGAAUAGACUGCUGACUCACAUUUGGAGGCCUGCUGCCUCCCUAAGUAAAAAGCCUUUUUGAGCUCCUUGACAAAAGCAGUUAGGAGCCGUGUCCUCUUGUUCAUCUGUUUCCAGCAUUUACUCUGCAGCCUUCAUGUUGGGAAGCAUCCACUUCACAGUUUGGAACUGUGUUUGGUCUUGAUUCUUACUCCUAGACGUGGGCAAUAUAGCCUUUCAAUUAUUAAAGAUUUAUUCGAAAUCACUAAUGGAAAAUGUCUUGUUCUGUCACUCUCUAACAUUCAACCAGGACUCCGAUUCAAUUCAAGUUGGCAUUCUGAGAACAUAUCCAUAUUAAGUUUAUUAAGGUAGUAGUGUGUGAAGUUAACUUCUUUAUGCAUUGCUUUUCAGAAGUAGAAGGUUUACCAAUCCUAGCUGACGAAGCAGUUUUACAAAUAAACUCUCCAACAAGUUAAAAAAUAAUUAGGCCUAACUCAGAGGAAGUGGACUUACUCCUGUUGCACAAAAAAGAUGUCUAGUGGCUCCAGUGAAGCCGACGUGAUAAAAACACGAAUACCUCUUCAUGACCAUGAUGAUGACACUGUUCUUUAUGCAUUUGAACCAAACCCUGCAUAUGUCAAGAGGGAAAGUGUUCUAUCUGACACAUCCUACAACGAAGAGCAAGAAAAAACACUUCUGGAUGUCUUUAACCAUUGCCAGGCGAUCUAUGAUGCUGUUCAAAACCUGGAUAAGAAGUUUGAUGUCAUUAAUGGAAAGGUUUCAAAAAUCCGGCGUUUUCGUGUGAAACCAUUAUGGCAAAGUCGCAAAUUUGGCUAUUCAUACAAAAUUUGUAAUUACCUGCUUUGUAGAAAGAUCAGAUUGAAGAAAAUGAAGAAGAAGGAGGCUCCUUCUCCGUUCUCUUACCCUGAAAGUUAUAGCCCGACUAUACCAGUAAAAAGGCCGGAAAUUGAUUAUGAUAGCAACCCUAUAGGAUCACCUUACCAGUCACAGGAGUCCCCGGGACAGGUGUUGGAGUCAUUCCCCGAGGACCUGGAGCAGAGCCUCAGCCAAAAUCUGUCGCCUGCCUCCAUCUUCUCUUCACAUUCAUAUCCGUCAUGUUUUGCGCCCACUGAGCCAAUGCAGGACACCCCCUCCAUGCCCUGCUUUGCCAGCCCAGAAGCACACAGCACCAGGAGUAUCAUCUCAUCUGCCCAAGCUUCCUCACCAGGAUCUGCAGCCCUGCUGGGCCAAGACGAACCCAGUCCAGCACAUGACCCUGAGAUGAUGGCUUACCCAAGUUUACUGGAAAAUAACAGCUUUGGCCUUACUGCCUCAUCUCUCUGCAUGCCGCCUGGCAUGGCUCCAGGUUCAUCAGUUAGAACUGACCCGGGUAUGCUAAGACAAAGCUUCGCUGAUGACCCUUCAACUUGGUCCGUGGAGGAAGUGAUCCUGUUUCUGAAAUAUAUGGAUCCUCAGAUAUCAGACCACCUCGCCGACCUCUUCAGGCAGCAUGACAUUGAUGGGAAAGCUCUGCUACUUCUCCAGAGUGACAUGAUGAUAAAGUACAUGGGGCUGAAGCUGGGGACAACUGUGAAGUUGUGCCACUACAUCCAAAGGCUUAAAGAGAAGAUUGCUUUAACAAUUGACAAAUCGUUUGUGCCGGUUUAGGUUGGACUUAAUUCUCGGGAGAGCAAUGCCAUCUUAGUGUAAAAUCAUUUUUCUACCCUUAGAAGUUUGUGUUGUUUAGAAGGUUCCUCUAAAAAUAGGUUAUAUCUAGAAUUGCAGAGCUGCAUUACAGUCUGGUCUACUUCUGUAGAAACCAUUUAACGUGUUAGUAUUAGCAUAUUGAAAUUGUCAGUUUGUUCUUUAUAACUUUCUCUUAUUUUCAUUGUAUUGUGUACAAAUAUAUUUAAUUCAGGAAACAGAAACAGCUUUGAUUUCCGUUAAAACAGCUAAAUCCCAAUGAGAAAAUAUCAGGGAUUGACAAGUUCUCUAAUGAAAUCCAUGAAAAGUUUUCCUUAGAAGAGAAUUUAAAGAUGCAACUAUAGAUAUCAUCUCUUUCUCAAAUAUUUUAUGUCUGUUACUGCAAUGUUCAUGUUUUACCAGUUUCCCAAAAGGGAAUAGCCAUAUGAAUUCUUUUCCUGUCUGUCAUUAUUUCUCUGUGUGUUGUGCUUGUUCCCUUUUAGAGAAAAACAACCUUGUAAACUUUCAUGAAGUGUUCUUACCAGUUUUUUGAUCAUUAGAAGAUAGAUAGCAUGGUCAUUUUAUGCAGGAGAUAUUGUAUUUCAGUGUGGUUUUGAUGGAGUCUGACUAUGCUCUUUUCAACGAAAUAACUUUUUUAAAGUUUAAAACUUCCAUAGUAUUACAACGUCCAUAUUUUGCUGAAGCUGGGACAUUUAACUAGGCAUUCAUUGCUCACAUCUCUCUUCGAAGAUGCCUGUGUCCAAAUUUUUAAAAGAUAUAUAUUUUAUUGUCUGUGUUUAUUCCUCAUUUGGAUCCUGUUUCAUAUUUGCAUUUUAUUCUAUGUCUGAAGUAUACACACAAGUAAAUCUGUUCUUUUUGAGUUUAAAAUGGCACUUUGCACUUCCACAGAGGUAAAGAUUAACUCUGUGUAUAGUGAGAUGUUUUUAUUCUGUAAAAAACAUGCACAUCAUUUGCCGUCACUGGUACCUCUCAGGUCACUCUUCAGGGUUUCCAUACAGGGAAGUUCUCUGUCUUGUGCAAUUGUUCUAGUCAAUUUGCUUUCUGAGCCAUUUAUCCUACUAAACUUUGGAAGCUAUGUUAGUUCUGAUUUGUCAUUUUGGACUUUAUUUUAAAAAUUAGAACUUACAAGUGAAACAUGUUCACUGUUGUUUAUUACAUCAUUAUACUGUAUCGCAUUUGGUGUAAUGUUUAUAAGCUAUGAGAAUUGGUGCUAACUGUAUUAGCCAUUUGUUAUAAAUGCUGAUAAAGUAUUCACUGGGGGCAAGAAUGUACUCUUUUUUUUUUUUUGGAGAACCAAGUGUACUUUAUAAACAAAUGCAACUAUUUACUGGGCAUAUAUGAUUUAAAGAGUAGUUUCAUUUAUGUUAUUCCUUUUGUGUUGUAUGGCAAGAUUCUAAUUGAAACUUUGUCUUCUCUCAAAUUGUUUGUGUGAAGAUGCUCUGCCCAGUUGAACAAUCCUCAGGUGUUUGUGUGACUACUACAGUUUUAUAGUUCUCAGAUUUUAAAAUAUAAUAAAGUUGAAUGCAACAAUUAA
Messenger RNA from Equus caballus (horse), 6471 nucleotides. Lineage: Eukaryota; Metazoa; Chordata; Mammalia; Perissodactyla; Equidae. The record is from RefSeq and is a predicted model, not a curated record.